This is a messenger RNA of Colletotrichum spaethianum, 261 nucleotides long. RefSeq lists its product as uncharacterized. The transcript is spliced from 2 exons. Bases 1 to 261 code for a protein of 86 amino acids. The record is from RefSeq and is a predicted model, not a curated record. Lineage: Eukaryota; Fungi; Ascomycota; Sordariomycetes; Glomerellales; Glomerellaceae.
AUGGCGCCGAUGACGACCGGUGUGUGCACCGUCUUUGUUGUCGGCAGCAACGGUCAGGUUCCCAGGCUAGCGAGAGUCGAGUGGGUGAUGGGCAACGAUCCGAAGCCGAAUGCGUCGUCGAGUGUAUGGUCGUCGGAGCGAACGGACAGAAAGGAUGAGGUUGCUGACGCUGAAAGUUUGGGACUGGAGCUGGGGCUGGGAAUGCGGUCAGGCGUCGGUAGAGUCAGCCAGAUCGAGUCCAGCGGAUGGGUGGUGUUGUAG